AUGCCAUUUGGGCUGUGCAAUGCCCCAGCUACUUUCCAGAGAUGCAUGACCUCCAUUUUUUCAGAUCUGAUAGAGGAGAUGGUAGAAGUCUUCAUGGACGAUUUCUCAGUCUAUGGAGCAUCCUUCUCCUCAUGUUUGUCUAACUUGUGCAGGGUGUUGCAGAGGUGUGAGGAGACAAAUCUAGUACUCAACUGGGAGAAGUGCCACUUCAUGGUUCGAGAAGGGAUUGUGCUUGGACACAAGAUUUCCGAGAAAGGGAUCGAGCUCGAUCGAGCUAAGGUGGAUGUCAUGUUGCAGCUUCCUGUUCCCAAGACUGUGAAGGACAUCAGGAGUUUUCUGGGUCAUGCAGGGUUCUACAGAAGAUUCAUCAAGGAUUUCUCAAAGAUAGCAAGACCCUUGACAAGGCUUCUAUGCAAGGAGACAGAUUUUGAGUUUGAUGAAGAAUGCCACAAGUCUUGGACCUUGCUGAAGGAUGCUCUGGUAUCUGCCCCAAUAGUUCAAGCUCCAAACUGGGAUCACCCAUUUGAGAUUAUGUGUGAUGCAUCUGACUAUGCAGUAGGAGCAGUGCUUGGCCAAAAGAUAGACAAGAAACUCAAUGUCAUCUACUAUGCAAGCAAGACUAUGGAUGAUGCUCAAUGCAAGUAUGCAACCACAGAGAAGGAGCUCCUUGCCAUAGUCUUUGCCUUUGAGAAGUUUCGAAGCUAUAUAGUUGGGUCCAAGGUGAUUGUGCACACUGACCAUGCUGCCCUUAGGCACAUCUUUGCUAAGAAAGAUACAAAGCCAAGACUUCUCAGAUGGAUCCUUUUGCUUCAAGAGUUUGACAUAGAAGUUGUGGACAAAAAGGGAGUGAAAAUGGAGUUGCUGAUCAUCUCUCUAGGAUGCGAGUUGAAGACAUAG
Microthlaspi erraticum is the source of this 897-nucleotide messenger RNA. The record is from the annotation of a GenBank genome assembly. NCBI's taxonomy places the organism in Eukaryota, Viridiplantae, Streptophyta, Magnoliopsida, Brassicales, Brassicaceae.